UGUCGACGACGACGGCGAAUUUCAGUGUCACCCUCACUUUUGUACGAGCUGCAGUGAAAGAUGAAGUCGUUCUGUGCUGUAGCCCUGCUCGCCCUACUGGCCGUGUGCGCGCUGGGUGAAGAACAAGAUGAGCGCAGACUUCCUCCUCCCCAGAACUGCCGUCCGCCGCCCGACCAAUGCUUCAUCAGCCUCCAGCCUAUCUGCGCCCGGCAGGAGAUCGGCUACCAGGUGCAGUACAAGACCUUCAGCAGCCCAUGCGACAUGGAGGAGUACAACUGCCUUUACGGCACACGCUACCGUGAGAAGAGCAGCGGCCGCUGCCGAGGUGCUGGCGCCUACUUUCCCGGGUCCGUAGGGGAGUUUGGGGACGAGCAGCAGCAGGACGCUGCGGCGACAGCGGAGACAGCGGCGCCCAGGGAACUGAACGCGUCCGUGAUCCCUAACUGAACGAGGGAUCAACGAGAACCACCUCGGACGGCCGCGGUCGCCGUAAAAAGAAACGGACCCCCGCGCGACGGACACCCGCGAAAAAAAGGAAGUAAUAAAACAUAAAAACAGAGAGAAACGAA
Molecule: messenger RNA, 569 nt
Organism: Frankliniella occidentalis (western flower thrips)
Lineage: Eukaryota; Metazoa; Arthropoda; Insecta; Thysanoptera; Thripidae
Exons: 3
Coding region: 61-447 (128 amino acids)
Molecular function (GO): protein binding
Source: RefSeq, a predicted model, not a curated record